Molecule: messenger RNA, 945 nt
Organism: Chanos chanos (milkfish)
Lineage: Eukaryota; Metazoa; Chordata; Actinopteri; Gonorynchiformes; Chanidae
Product: olfactory receptor 11A1-like
Exons: 1
Coding region: 10-945 (311 amino acids)
Biological process (GO): G protein-coupled receptor signaling pathway; detection of chemical stimulus involved in sensory perception of smell
Cellular component (GO): membrane
Molecular function (GO): olfactory receptor activity; G protein-coupled receptor activity; odorant binding
Source: RefSeq, a predicted model, not a curated record
CAAGCCACAAUGGAAAAUUUAAGCAAUGUUUUAGUGUUCACUCUCUCUGGUUUUAAUGAAACAAUGGAGGUACGAUACAUGCUCUUCAGCAUAACCAUUUUGUGUUACAUUGUAAUUCUGUUGUCUAACAUCACCAUUAUUUUCACCAUUAUCUCAGACAGAAAACUACAUAAGCCAAUGUACAUUUUCCUCUGUAAUCUGUGUAUUAAUGCCCUGUAUGGAACUGCUGGCUUCUAUCCCAAAUUCAUGUUUGACCUACUGUCUGAGUUUCAGGUGAUUUCAUAUGCAGGAUGUCUCUUACAAACAUUUGUUAUAUAUUCAUCUGCUUUAUGUGAUGUUUCCAUUUUAACAAUAAUGGCAUAUGACAGGUAUGUGGCAAUAUGUUGGCCAUUAGAAUAUCACUCUAGAAUAACAAAUCACACGAUUAUAAAAUGUAUCAUUUUUUCCUGGCUUACUCCACUCUUUUGCAUUGGCACAUUAGUUGCUUUAACAACCAGACUUACUUUGUGUGGCUCAGUUAUUGAUAAACUUUACUGUGAAAACUGGGCAAUUGUGAAGCUGUCAUGUUCUUCUACAAUGGUAAAUAAUGUAACUGGAUAUUUUGUAAUAAUCACAUAUUUCUGCCAUGCAUUAUUUAUUUUUUGUUCAUACAUCAGACUAAUUGGUGCAUGUCAGAGGUCGACUGAAAAUAGGAGUAGAUUCAUGCAGACUUGUAUUCCACAUCUGGCUGUCCUGUUCAAUUUUGCUGUUGCUUUGCUAUUUGAUCUAAUGUACAGCAGGUAUGGAUCAAGAACUUUCCCUCAAGGUUUGCGUAAUUUCCUGGCUUUGGAACUCCUUUUUGUUCCUCCAAUUGUAAACCCUAUUAUUUAUGGACUUAAACUUACCAAAAUACGCAAACAAAUUAUGAAGUUGUACUUGAGAAACAAUGUUUCCCAAACUGGCUGA